Anneissia japonica is the source of this 1720-nucleotide messenger RNA. Its product is annotated as WSC domain-containing protein 2-like. The transcript has 6 exons. The coding region runs from base 352 to 1008 and encodes 218 amino acids. Lineage: Eukaryota; Metazoa; Echinodermata; Crinoidea; Comatulida; Comatulidae. The record is from RefSeq and is a predicted model, not a curated record.
ACGCUGUUCAUGACCCACACAACUGAACCGCAGUGUGCUCUGUGAAUACAAAGCCAUUCAAUGUUGUGUUAGCCUACUUAAAUCAACUUUUUGACAUGCAAAUCGAAAGUCUUUCAAGCAUCAUAGAGGAGUGUGACAAUGGCAUUUUACAUAAAGGGGUGGUUAUAAAAAAAAGAUGUCCAUUUUCAGUCUAAAGGAAGAAAACAAACUGCAAGAAACAACGCAUCCUCGCAUUCCCUCUUCGAAGUGUUUGGCAGGCGCUAUCGCUCUAUCACUACUCGUACAAACAGAUUGCAGCGAACGAAGUUGCUGAUAUUGCUUAUUCUGGGCCUAUCUAUCCUGUCCAUUUAUAUGUUCACAAAAGCAAGAGUGAACGAUGGCGAAGAUGUAGGCCUACCCUUACUUGUAAAGUCCAGGUCAUCAGCGGAGAAAAAGAAUGCUUUUGUGGAAUAUACUGGAAAAACGUGGAUGUCCUUUACUGACGUAGAUAGUCCUGGAGUUUAUCGGGCAUGCGUACCACGGCCGUAUCCCGAGACAAAUUUGCAGUCAACAGUGACCGGAGGAAUAGUAGAUGACACAAAGCAAAUGACAAUUAUCCACUGUUUAAACAUGUGCAUUAAGCUUAGUUACACGUACGCAGCUCUCGGAAAGGGUACGCAGUGUCUCUGUAGCAACAUCAGAAGUAAAGAAAACACAUUACUCGACUACAAAGACAGUAAGUUUUGUGACGUACCAUGUAGUGGUGAGGCUCUCUACAACUGUGGAGGAGAACAAUACCUGUCGCUUUAUCGAACUAAGGUUACAGAUGCAAGAUGUUCGAAUAUUGGUCUAAAGCCAAAAGGCAGCUUACCCCUAGUGGCACUAGCAAGCUACCCCAGGUCAGGAAACACAUGGACCAGGCAACUCAUUGAAAAAGCAUCCGGCAUCUACACAGGAAGUACACUCUGGGAACAUGAGAAACAAAUGAAAAUCUCUCAAAAAGGUUUGUAUUUACGAGUAGCCUUCUAAAAGUUAAAAAUAAAAGUACAUAUUUAUAACCUUUAACUAAAAAUAAGGCAUAACUUUGUCUCUUACGUUUGUGUAAGUUGUUUAAACAUUAUGCAUAAACAAAAGAUGAAAAUAAUAUUUUUAAUAUCGUUAUUUCUUACAAUAAUAUAUUCAGCAUGUGAUUAUUGAUUCUAACCUCUUUUUUAAGUUCCGUGAAAACCAGAUAAAUCUAUCAGUUAAAAUAUCUUUUUUGAAAAAUCCUUUAGGCCUAAGUGUGUAAGGUGAUGAAAUCAUGUCAAAAAAUGUUUUAAUAAAGUGAGUGUUCCCCAUGAAAGAUAACAAAAAUGAAAGUAACAUAACCAUACUGACAUAAAAAUAAUAAAGGGCUAGACCAAAUUCAAUAAAAUAGUUUCCCAGUUUGAUGAGAUGAUUGAAAACUUAAGAAUCUGUAGGAAAGACUUGCAGUCCGCUUUAUAUUAUGGAAAUAUUUCAUAUUAUGGAAAUAUGUUAUGUUAUAUGAUUUCGAUUUAAUAAAGAAUUUGUAUAUAAUUUUUCAAUAUUCGUUAAAAUCAGUGGUUGAACGGCGCAUGCAUGCACGUACCCAGUGGCAUCCAAGGUACAUCGACAUAAACCUGUGCUCCGUGUAUGUUUGUAUAUGUCAUAGAGAUAUAAUAAGAAUACUAGAGCGCUAACAGCAAUGUCUUCGAUGUUCGAAAUACGCAGUGCUGUGUGU